AUGGUACAAGGGGUGAUUCGUCUCGACGACAAGUGUCGUGACACGUGGCGUGGGUUUAAUACCCGGGCAUUCUCAGGACUCGGCGGUUUCUUCAAACUCUCUGCCGCCUCCGCCGUGAUUCUCUGCCUACAAGCAUGGUAUUUUCAGGUUUUGGUUCUACUUGCCGGACGGCUAGAGAAUCCUGAACUCGCUCUUGAUGCUCUCUCCAUCUGGUAA
Microthlaspi erraticum is the source of this 216-nucleotide messenger RNA. The record is from the annotation of a GenBank genome assembly. NCBI's taxonomy places the organism in Eukaryota, Viridiplantae, Streptophyta, Magnoliopsida, Brassicales, Brassicaceae.